UAAUUAAAAAAAACACAAUACAAUUACCAAUAUCGGCUCUGAUGGUGGUCAACUGUUGAGACUUGAGAUAGAAAUUAAGAAGAAGACACAAAAUCCCUCAAAUUCGACUUUCAUCGCACGCGCUCACCUAUAACAUAGAAUAGUGGAUUUGCAGGGAAGUAGAAAGCAGUUUUGCAGGGAGGUUUUCCGGUGAGGCUAUGGAGAGGACGGGAGGAUGUAAUCCAAAGAACUACUCCGCCAAUCCCGAUGACUACAAGCUUCUAGAAGAAAUUGGUUACGGUGCUAGUGCUACUGUUUUUAGAGCGAUCUAUCUUCCUUGUAAUGAUGUCAUUGCUGUUAAGUGUUUGGAUCUUGAUCGCUGCAAUUGUAAUCUGGAUGACAUACGUAGAGAAGCUCAAACUAUGAGUUUGAUAGAUCAUCCAAAUGUUAUUAGGGCAUUUUGUUCAUUUGUUGUUGAUCGAUAUCUGUGGGUGGUGAUGCCAUUCAUGGAUGAAGGUUCUUGUUUGCACCUCAUGAAGAUUGCAUAUCCAGAUGGCUUUGAAGAGGCUGCUAUUGGUUCUAUUCUUAAAGAAACUCUUAAGGCUUUGGAUUACCUACAUCGACAGGGACAUAUUCAUCGGGAUGUUAAGGCUGGAAACAUACUACUAAAUAGUAAUGGGUUUGUAAAGCUUGCUGACUUUGGUGUUUCAGCUUGCAUGUUUGAUGCAGGUGAUAGACAACGUUCUAGAAAUACUUUUGUGGGGACUCCGUGCUGGAUGGCACCGGAGGUUUUGCAGCCGGGAAGUGGAUAUAAUUCUAAGGCUGAUAUUUGGUCUUUUGGUAUAACGGCAUUAGAGUUGGCUCAUGGUCAUGCUCCUUUCUCAAAAUACCCGCCCAUGAAGGUCCUGUUAAUGACAAUACAGAAUGCCCCUCCUGGACUUGAUUAUGAUCGUGAUAAAAAGUUCUCUAAGUCUUUUAAAGAAAUGGUUGCAAUGUGCCUGGUAAAAGAUCAAACAAAGAGGCCAACAGCUGAGAAGUUAUUAAAGCACUCUUUUUUCAAGCAUGCAAAGCCUCCAGAGCUUUCUGUGAAGAAGCUAUUUGCAGACUUGCCGCCCCUUUGGAAUCGUGUGAAAUCCCUUCAGCUUAAAGAUGCAGCACAGCUAGCUUUAAAGAAAAUGCCUUCUGCAGAGCAAGAAGCUUUGUCACAGAGUGAGUACCAGCGUGGAGUUAGUGCUUGGAAUUUUGAUGUUGAGGAUUUAAAAGUUCAAGCAUCGUUAGUUCGAGAUGAUGAUGAUAUGCAUGACACGAGGGAAGAAGAAGAAAUAAUGAAACAAUUUGGUAGUGAUAAGGCUGUUUGUGAUGCUCAAUCCAGUUCUAUGAAACUGAAUAUGAAUAGUGAAAUACAGCUAGCUGACAGUAUCUUGCAGACAGUUGAAGAUGAAUUACAACAGGAAGAGAGUUUGAACCGAAAGGGAAAAUUUGUAGAAAAUGACUUGCUAGAAGGUGGUUACCUAGACAAAAUUGCUUCAAAAAUAAGUGGAUCAAGCAAUGAUGAAAAAGCAUCGUCUUCAGAAAAGGAUGUUAGUCAGGCCAAGACUAAAAUGGCAAAGAGCCGUCAAUCUCAAAGUGGGCCUCUCGUGCCUGGUGCUGUGCUUGGUCAUUCAUUAUCGGAUAAGGGCCGUUUCACAGAAAGGUCUGAGAAUGACACACCAGCGACAAGGGAGAGAACCACUUGUGAAGUUCGAAAAGCUCCAAGCUUUAGUGGUCCACUAAUGCUUCCCAAUCGAGCUUCUGCAAAUAGUUUAUCAGCUCCCAUAAAAUCUUCAGGAGGAUUCAGAGAUUCCUUAGAUGAAAAGUCAAAAGCUAAUUUGGUGCAAAUUAAGGGGAGAUUUUCAGUAACAUCAGAAAAUUUAGAUCUUGUAAAGGAUAUUCCAUUAAGUACUGUUCAACGUCGAUCUUCACCGGGAUCACCGCUAAGAAAGUCUGCUAGCGUCGGCGAAUGGAUGUUUGAGCCCAAGCAAAUGUCUACCAGUCAAUCUCCAAAGGAGGUUAUUAACAGCAAUAUAUCCGCAUCACUCAUUAUGCCUCACCUACAGAAUCUUUUUCAGCAGACUUCAGUUCAGCAGGAUCUUAUUGUCAGUUUGCUGAAUAGCUUACAACCAGCUGAAGCAGCAGAUGUUUCUCAAAAUGGAAAAUUACCACCGUUGCCCCGCAAUUCCGAGAUUAAUGGAAGUGUUGAAGCAGUAUCGUCUGAGAGGGAGCGGGGAUUGGUAAUGAAAAUCUCCGAGCUUCAAGCUAGGAUGAUCUAUUUGAAUGAUGAACUUAAUGCUGAAAGGAUGAAAUAUGUACAAUUGCUACAGCAGCUGAAAACUGUAUCUGCUCAGGAACAAAAUGGGGAUAGGAGAGAAGUCGAUGCCUGAAAGCUCAAAAUGGCUGAUACUGUAAAGUGAAGCUACCUUGUAAAUUCAUCGGUGUGGGUCAUUCUUUCAUCGUUGCUGUAGAGAGAACCUUCUGUCUGUAGAAAGUGCUGGAUGGCGGUAAAUGACAUCUCUUCUGCAACUGUGUGAUACACGGAAAUUCCUUAUAGUAUGACAGUCACUAUGAUGAGGAUUAAGCAAAGUUAUGAGGAUUAGGCAGACUUGCAGUCACAUAUGCACCUUCCCGUGUUCUUUAGUACUCAAAAACUGGCAAUUUUAUCGCCCACACUGAAGCCGUUGGCAUGAUAAUAUUAGAAAGCUUGAAGUGUUGAUAUAUCUACAUAUUCUUUUAUAUCUGUUUAUCCAGAACUUACUGUUUUGUGCAUAUUGACCUGAUUUUUGUAAAUGUGUCAUCAGUAGACCAACCAAAUGCUCCCUCUUUCUUA
This is a messenger RNA of Mercurialis annua (annual mercury), 2842 nucleotides long. RefSeq names its product serine/threonine-protein kinase BLUS1-like. Gene Ontology annotation, biological process: protein phosphorylation. Lineage: Eukaryota; Viridiplantae; Streptophyta; Magnoliopsida; Malpighiales; Euphorbiaceae. Gene Ontology annotation, molecular function: ATP binding; protein kinase activity; protein serine/threonine kinase activator activity. The transcript is spliced from 21 exons. Bases 198 to 2399 code for a protein of 733 amino acids. The record is from RefSeq and is a predicted model, not a curated record.